AUGGCUGCUUAUGGCGCUGCGAUUUCUCUCAAGAAUACGAUUCAGACUAUUCUACUAUCGUAUCGCGUUUCACUAGUUCCUCCCUCUCCACAUAUCAUACAACCGGUCUAUGAGGCGAUGUGUCGCCUUCAGAAAGUUCUGCUAAAAUUGGACGAGACGAGCUGCAGCAAGAUCAGGAUGAAGGUGAAUGAUUUGGAUGAACGAAUCAAAGAAGCCGUGUGGGAAUUCGAAGACUUGCUAGAAUCUCAUGUGUAUGAACAGAUUCUUCCACAACUCGAAAGUGAGAGAGAUCAUCACUUGUCUUUCUUGGUAGAUCUGCAGACUCUUCAACAGAGUGUUGAUUGCUUCAUCGAGAGGGUAGAGGUGAUGGAGGCGGAGUUCGAUAUUGAACUUCUCAAUAUGCCUGAAGAAGAAGGCGAACCUCUUUCCUCAAGAAUUGAUUUUCAUGGAAUUGACUCAAACAUGGUUGGAUUAUCUGUUGAAUUUGAAGCUGCUAGGCAUUAUCUUUGUGUACAAGAUGGAAGGAAUUGGCGGCUACAUAUCGUUGGGAUGGCAGGAGUUGGAAAAACAGCAUUUGCUAAGAAUUUAUUUGACGAUCCAUCAGUUAAGAGCCGUUUCGAGCUUCAAGCAUGGGUCAAAGUCGGCAGAAAAUGUGAAUUCCAUGAAACGUUACGAUGCAUUCUAGCUCAAGUGGAUCCAAACACUCGCGACCAAAUGCUUACCCAAGGAAACGGCGAUGACCAUGAGAAAUUAGUUGGACUCUUGGAAGAGAGGUUGAAGGAUAAGAAAUGUCUCGUUGUGUUGGAUGAUGUAUGGGAAUGGGAUACACAAUUAAUGGAUCACUUGCCACAAGAGAAUGUCGGAAUCUUGAUUACAAGCCGGCAAGUAAUUCUAGAAUCUGAAGAUGGUAUUCUACUACGCCUGUUGAAUGAAGAAGAAAGUAAAAAAUUACUUGGGAAGAAGGUGUUCGGUGAAGAUGGUUUCCCUCCUCACCUUGAUAAACUAGGCGAGAAGAUUGCCAAAAAAUGUGAAGGCCUUCCACUAAUGAUAGUCACAGUUGCAGAGCUCCUAUCCGAAGAAGAUAUAACCCCACAAUACUGGACUGAGCCGAGUUGCUGUCACAGUUAA
Messenger RNA from Salvia splendens (bonfire salvia), 1128 nucleotides. Its product is annotated as disease resistance protein RGA5-like. NCBI's taxonomy places the organism in Eukaryota, Viridiplantae, Streptophyta, Magnoliopsida, Lamiales, Lamiaceae. The transcript has 2 exons. The record is from RefSeq and is a predicted model, not a curated record. The coding region runs from base 1 to 1128 and encodes 375 amino acids. Gene Ontology annotation, molecular function: ADP binding.